GCUAGCUUCAGGGAACAGGAGUGAGAGUGGGCUGGCCGAGGAGAGUGAGGAGUUGGGGCUGAGAGGAGAGGGCAGAGCCCGUAGCUGGCGGGUAAGGGCCCGCGGGAUGGGGAGGCGCGGCCGACUGGAAAGGUGGGGGGUGGGGCCCAUCUGGCAGGAGACAGUGGCCGAGUCGCGAGGAAGGAGGACGCGUGGACUUGCUGUGGUGCACGAAAGGAUGAGGCUACUGUAACCUGGGAAAGUUGAAAUGCAUUCCAAGGAAGACGGCUCAAGAAAAUGGCGGGUUGGCUCAGGCCCCGUCCUAGGCUUUUGGAUGGACGCUGUUGGAUGCAGACAUAACAAGGGAUCUGGAAUUGGAGAGGAACCCGAGGGGUGAAGGAAUUGCUGGGGGAGGGGUAGGGGAUGGCCGAAAGCUGAGCUAAUUAUAAUAUGAGGCUGAGGGUGGAACCCAGGAUCAAGGCUCAUGUCAUACACAUUGAGGGAGGAGAAGCAGCUUGAGGCAUCAUUAGAUGCACUGCUGAGUCAAGUGGCUGAUCUGAAGAACUCACUGGGGAGUUUCAUUUACAAGUUGGAGAACGAGUAUGACCGGCUGACCUGGCCCUCUGUCCUGGACAGCUUUGCCUUGCUCUCCGGACAGCUGAACACUUUGAACAAGGUCUUGAAGCAUGAAAAGACACCACUGUUCCGUAAUCAGGUCAUCAUCCCUCUGGUGCUGUCCCCAGACCGUGAUGAAGAUCUCAUGCGGCAGACCGAAGGACGAGUGCCUGUUUUCAGCCAUGAGGUGGUCCCUGACCAUCUGAGAACCAAGCCCGACCCUGAGGUCGAAGAGCAAGAGAAGCAGCUAACAACAGAUGCGGCCCGCAUUGGUGCUGACGCAGCUCAGAAGCAGAUCCAGAGCUUGAAUAAAAUGUGCUCAAACCUUCUGGAGAAAAUCAGCAAAGAGGAACGGGAAUCGGAGAGUGGAGGUCUCCGGCCAAACAAGCAGACCUUUAACCCUGCAGACACCAAUGCCUUAGUAGCCGCUGUGGCCUUUGGGAAGGGGCUAUCUAAUUGGAGACCUUCAGGCAGCAGUGGUCCUGGCCAGCCGGGCCAGCCCGGAGCUGGGACCAUUCUUGCAGGAGCCUCAGGAUUACAGCAGGUGCAGAUGGCAGGAGCUCCAAGCCAGCAGCAGCCGCUGCUCAGUGGGGUACAGAUGGCUCAAACAGGUCAAACAGGGAAAAUGCCAAGUGGAAUAAAAACCAACAUCAAGUCAGCUUCAAUGCAUCCCUACCAGCGGUGAGUGUGGCCGGCAACCUCCACUCCCAGGUGCCCCUUACAGAGUUGGGCAGUGAAAUUGCCUUUUGCUCAAAGUGAACUACAUGGGUACAAUAAAGAGAACAUGGGCUUUCAGCACCAGACAGAUCCCAGCUCUACCACUGACUAGCUGAGUGACCUUGGGCAAGUGACCUCAUUUUUCUCAGCCUGUUUUCUUAUUUGUAACUGGCGAUGAUACCUACCUCAUAGGGUUGUUGUGAGGAUUAAAAUGAGAAAAUGAAUGUAAAACACUUAGUAUAGUCUAUGAAAUGACGGGUAUUCAAUAAAUGGUAGUUUCUACAGCCA
Messenger RNA from Zalophus californianus (California sea lion), 1599 nucleotides. RefSeq names its product mediator complex subunit 8 (gene MED8). The transcript is spliced from 7 exons. Gene Ontology annotation, molecular function: transcription coregulator activity; RNA polymerase II cis-regulatory region sequence-specific DNA binding. Bases 464 to 1279 code for a protein of 271 amino acids. Gene Ontology annotation, cellular component: core mediator complex; mediator complex. Lineage: Eukaryota; Metazoa; Chordata; Mammalia; Carnivora; Otariidae. The record is from RefSeq and is a predicted model, not a curated record. Gene Ontology annotation, biological process: regulation of transcription by RNA polymerase II.